This is a messenger RNA of Exophiala viscosa, 1882 nucleotides long. Its product is annotated as protein kinase C substrate 80K-H. Gene Ontology annotation, molecular function: protein binding. The coding region runs from base 34 to 1797 and encodes 587 amino acids. Gene Ontology annotation, cellular component: glucosidase II complex. The record is from RefSeq and is a predicted model, not a curated record. The transcript has 2 exons. Gene Ontology annotation, biological process: N-glycan processing. Lineage: Eukaryota; Fungi; Ascomycota; Eurotiomycetes; Chaetothyriales; Herpotrichiellaceae.
GAGAAUGGACUGAUGGUAUAGCAAUUCCUCAGUAUGAUUCCGAGGCCGGAGCUCUUUCUUCUGUCGACCCUGCUCACAUAUCCAGCAUGGGCAGCAGAAACAAGGUCCUCGGGGUCAACACGACCUCUCGGCGUCGGCCCUGAAUUUGCGAAAUUCUACAAAAAGUCCGCUGCAGACACUUUCACAUGCAUCUCCAACCCCUCCAUAAUGAUACCAUACUCUCGAGUCAAUGACGACUUCUGCGACUGUCCGGACGGGUCGGACGAGCCUGGCACGGCAGCUUGCUCAUACCUGUCUCCUCUAUCACCUCCGCAGUACCACCCUGGCCCAGACACGGUCGCUGCCUCGAUAAACAGCACAUUGGCACUACCGGGCUUCUACUGCAAGAACAAGGACCAUGUUCCCUCCUACAUCCGAUUCGAGAGUGUCAACGACGGCAAAUGUGACUACGAUGUAUGCUGCGACGGCUCAGACGAGUGGGCACACGUCGGCGGAACAAAAUGUGAGGAUAAAUGCAAAGAGAUCGGAAAGGAGUACAAGAAGCACGAAGAAGCACGACAGAAGACCUUGAGAGCGGCACUGAAACGAAAGGCGACGCUAGCAACCGAUGCAGAGAGACUGAGACGUGAAGUCGAGGCACGCAUCGGCUCCCUCGAAAUAACACUCCAGGCACAGCAGGUCAAGGUCAAAGAGGCGGAUGAUACACUUCAGGAUGUUGAGCGGAGAGAGAAAUUGAGAGUCGUUCGAGGCGACGCCGCAGGCAAAGGAGCCGGCAAGCUCGGCGUCUUAGUCGGCCUCGCUAAGUCGAGAGUGACCGAGCUGCGUACGCACCUGGAGAAGACAAAAGCUCAAAGGGAUGCCAUGGUCAACCGGGUCACCGAACUUGAAGGCCUCCUCACAGCCCUGAAGGAAGAGCACAACCCCAAUUUCAAUGACGAAGGCGUCAAACGCGCCGUACGAGGCUGGGAAGACUACGCAGCUCGAGAAACUACCGACGACUGGACCGAGGCCGAAGACCGCGACGUGGCAUCCGUCCUCCAAGAAGACUCCGAGUCCAACGGGAUCAACUUUGCCGAAUUCGAGAAUGAUGAAGGCGAGCCCGAAUCCGACGUCGCAGCCCUGUACAACCUCAGCGCCUACCUUCCCGACGGUUUGAGACUGUGGCUCGACGAGAAAAUCGUUUCACUCCGCAAAGUUCUCGUGGAGAAUGGCGUUCUAGCAGAUACAAACGCGUCAUCGGCUCCUCAAGCAGAAAGCAAAGCCGUGCAGAACGCGAAAAAGACGUUGACCGACGCCGAGCGCGAUAUACGUACCACGGAGAACGAUCUCAAGCGCCACCGCGAUGACCUGGACAAGGAUUACGGUCCGGACGGCGGCAUUUUCCGUGCCCUGAAGGACACAUGCAUUUCUAAGGACUCGGGCGAGUACGAGUACGAAUUAUGCUUCAUGGGGUCGACGAAGCAGAAGUCCAAGAAGGGCGGUGGCAAUACGGGAAUGGGCAACUUUGCGGGGUUCGAGACAGAGUGGGUCGAUGAGAAUGUCGCUGCUGAUGGCAAGGGCUUGGGCACGGGGGUGAGGGUGGUGAUGAAGUAUGAGGGUGGACAGCAUUGUUGGAAUGGGCCUGCUAGGUCGACGAAGGUUAUUCUCGCUUGUGCGGAGAAAGAUGAGAUUUGGAAGAUCAGUGAGAGUGAGAAAUGUGUUUAUCGCAUGGAGGUUGGUACGGCGGCUGUUUGUGAGCAGCAGGUUGCACAAAAGGCCGGCGAGCAGGGUGGAGAUGGAAAGAAGGAUGAACUGUGAAAACUAGCAUAUCGCACCGACCCCUUAGACGAAGUGUAACCACAAGCCGUAUACCUCUUAACUCCCAGUCUCCCAUGAUCUUGAC